Messenger RNA from Rhopilema esculentum, 2243 nucleotides. RefSeq lists its product as uncharacterized. Gene Ontology annotation, biological process: triglyceride biosynthetic process. NCBI's taxonomy places the organism in Eukaryota, Metazoa, Cnidaria, Scyphozoa, Rhizostomeae, Rhizostomatidae. Gene Ontology annotation, molecular function: diacylglycerol O-acyltransferase activity. Gene Ontology annotation, cellular component: plasma membrane. The record is from RefSeq and is a predicted model, not a curated record.
AUAGAACAAAAUCGUGCAUUGGUAAACAUCAAACUAAUUUAAGCAAUAAAAUACCUAAAAGAGACAUUUUUUGAAAGCAGAAGCUAGUCCAAACAAUUGUGAUACACCUUAUACCAGUUGAGGUUUGAUAUCUAAAAAUGUUGGUGAUAACCCAUUAUCUUGCGUCAUUCAGUCCGGGUUUUAAAAUUGGCUUUUAUCAUGUGACAUGUCAAUUCCCGCGGCUUUUGAAGCGUGAGGAAAACAAGUUAUACGCAAAAAAAAUCUUGACAGUUGUGUUUGCGGAUGGUGAGCGAAGAUCACAGGCAGUUAACAUUCCGCUCAGGUCAUUCAGCAAAGAGAAAAUGUCUCUUCUUUACUUAAAAUACGCCGAGUCCAAAUUGCCAGUCGUUUUUCAUGGAUUUUUGUGCAUUUUGGCCUACUUAUUUUGGGCAAGCUUGGCUGCACUUAUGUUGCCGAUGCUGUUGAUUUAUAAACUCUUCAAGCUUUUGGAGAAAGGAGUGAUAACUUACCAGAAACUCGGGACAGAGUUAGCAACCUUCGAUUUAGUUCUACUUCAUGAAUCUGACGGGAAUCCAAAUUACAUUUCUGCUCUGAUGAUGAUCAAGGGUAAGGCAGACAUUGCCAAACUCAGGUCUCUGGUCGAAACGAAAAUAAUUAUUGGACAGCUGGAAAAAACUUAUACGAGAAUGAAGCAGCGUGUUACUAAGUGUUAUAAUACAUAUUUAUGGAGGGACGAAGAAAACUUCAAUAUUAAUGAUCAUAUUGUGGCAUAUGGAAACGAUAAUGUAUCGUCGAAAGACGAGCUUGAAAAGAUUUUCACUGAGUUGAGUUCUGUGCCGAUUCCUGAUAACAUAUCGCCAUGGUUGUUUACGAUUAUCAACUUGGCUGGCAAAGAGGAAAUGUACUGUAUUCAUUUUCAGUUACAUCAUUGUAUAGGAGAUGGUUUCGCCAUGGUUGGCCUUUUAGGACAACUUGUAGACAGCAAAUUGAAAUUGAUAGAGCCGAAGAAGAACCACGGUGUGAUGGCCUAUCCAAUCCGUAGAAUCAUCCAGGGUAUCGUUACUGGCCCUUUGGUACUCCUUGUAUUGUUAUUGUCGCGUUAUGUUGGAAAUCCAUUCAAGACUGAGACACCACCAUCUCGGAAGAAAGUUAGCUGGACAAAUUCAAUUGAACUGGAUACAGUAAAAGCAAUAAAAAACACCACCGAUUCUACUGUGAAUGACGUCAUUACAUCAUGUAUUGCUGGUGCUAUUCGCAAGUAUCUGCAAAGCAAAGGGAACCAAGAACCUGAAGACAUGCCGAUAACGAUGACGUAUAAUUCCAGGUCAGUUUCGAUAAAAACGCUUGAUUGCAUUCCGCUUGGCAAUCAUUCGGGAGCGACAUUUUUGAAGCUUCCAGUCUCGGUUGCAGACCCCGAAAAGAGGCUCAAACUAACCAAAGCAAGAAUAGACGCGAUGAAAAAGUCAUCUGAUCCGCAUCUGUUUUCUUUCAUUUACUCCUUUGUAUUGGGACAUCUGCCCGAAUCUUUGUCAAGACUAUCACUGUCUUUCUUGAACCGACAUUGCAGUCUUGUAUAUUCAAAUGUUCCCGGACCACUUGAGCCAAUACACGUCACUGGCCAAGAAAUCAAGUCGAUAAUGGUAACACCACCUUUAGCCUUUGAUCUUGGUAUAUCGAUUGCGGUUCUGACAUACGCUGGAAACCUUCGCCUGACUGUUCUUAGUGACGAACGGGUAUUAGAAGACCCUUCCAAGCUGACACAGAUUUUUGAGGAAGAGAUUUAUGAUCUGGCUCACAGGGCUUCGAAAAAAGAUUAAGACACUUUGUCUGUCAUUGCAACGCAACUAUUACAAAACAUGCAUCUUUCGUAGAAAAAAUUCAUGCCAUUCUUUAAGCACAUACUUACAGGAUUUUUAAGAUGUUUUUAAUUUUCUUACCAAUCGUUUAAUAAUCGUCGUGGUAUAACUGUAAUUUUUAUGGUAUCGCAUGCACCCAGCUUUAUAAGAAGCAUGACCUGCAACGCGAAAUUUGGCACUAAUUGCAUUGUUAAAGUUGUUUUAAAAGCAGUUCUUUAUAUAAAUUUAGAAGGUCGGGUAUCUACUAUAACUUUAGUUGCAAAGUUACCGUUGAAGCAAGGGGUUAUCACUAAUAAGUAGACACUGAUAAGUAAGUUACAAUAAAGUUCACCUACUGCAGGCACCACCGAGCAGGGGGCUGGGGACUUAAGCCCCCCACUUUUUGCA